CACUGAAACUUCACUCACUGCUGGAGAAGCUCAGAACACAAAGGAGAAGCCAUGAGCAACUCACUGCUGAAAAUGCUGGGCACCUUGUUGUGUGUCCUGGCUGCCUGCGCUGAUAUCGUGCCUGUUAAAGACUUCAACUUGGAGAAGAUGGCAGGCAAGUGGUACAUUGUUGGCUUUGCUACCAACGCUCAGUGGUUUGUGAACCACAAGGCAGAUAUGAAGGUGGGCACCGCUGUAGUAGUUCCAACUACUGGAGGAGACCUGGAUCUCUCCUAUGCCAACCUGAAUGCUGAUGGUACCUGCUGGAGAAUGACUCAUCUUGCUAAGAAAACUGAUACUCCUGGACGCUUCACCUUCCACAGCCAGAUUUGGAACAAUGACAACGACAUGCGCAUUGUUGACGUCCUGUAUGAUGAAUACGCUCUGGUCCACACCAUCAAGACAAAGGACGGAGAGUCUGAGGUCCUCAAUAAGCUUUACAGUCGCACUCAAGAAGCCAGUGUUAACCUGCAGCAGAAAUUCACACAGUUUGCCCUGGAGACUGGAAUCCUCCCUGACAACAUUGUUAUCCUGCCCAAAAAUGGUGAAUGUCCCGAGGUCUGAGGAGUCCCCUGCCAUCCUCCUGCCUUCAUCUCUUGCUCUCUAUCCAGUCCCAGGCUUUCCUCUCACAAGAGCCUUACCCCCACCCCGUCACUGUGACGUCUGCAGUAUCACGAAACUGCACCUGAGACAGUGACGCUACAGCAUUUUACUUCCCGUCCAGUCCUUGCUGCGUACCAAAGACCAAAUCCUGAUCCUAAUUCAGACCUCACUCUCUGCAACUUGUGCAUUAACUGUGGCAUCAGAAAGGAACAGUAAAGGGCUGAUCAUGAGACAGAGGGAAGGAGUAGAUGUGAUUGUGAAAUGCCAGUUUACUUUUUAUACAUGU
This is a messenger RNA of Seriola dumerili (greater amberjack), 928 nucleotides long. RefSeq names its product lipocalin-like. Bases 52 to 603 code for a protein of 183 amino acids. Lineage: Eukaryota; Metazoa; Chordata; Actinopteri; Carangiformes; Carangidae. The record is from RefSeq and is a predicted model, not a curated record. The transcript has 6 exons. Gene Ontology annotation, molecular function: small molecule binding.